CUUAUCCUUUAAAUUGGUGAUAUGGUGUUAUAGUAAACUUUGUAUUUCUGUCUUCCAUGAAAAGCUGCACAAAUAUAUGAGAAAUGUUCAUUACAUGGAACCAUCCGGAGAUGAGAUCUACUUCAAUGAGAGAAGAGAAGUUCCAACCUAUCUUAUUUUAGAAAGUUGGAUUUUUCCUAACAGUACAUAUUAUUCCUAUAAUGAAAUUACCGCUAUAAAACCAGACUCUGUGCCUGAGAUGCUCACCAAUAUGAGUAAUCCCAACUUCUGGAAAAGAGGCCAAAUUCCGGUAUCUCGAUGUUCAGAUCCCUGUUUACCAGGAAGCAGAAAAAAGUUUGGAUCUUCAAUUCAUAAAUGUUGCUAUGAGUGUGUCCCGUGUCCAGAAGGAGAGAUCUCCAACAUUUCCGACAGUGAAAACUGCAUGAAAUGUCCUGAUGAAGAAUGGCCAAAUGAGAAGAAGGAUCGGUGUGUUCCUAAAUUGAUGGAAUUUCUCUCCUACACUGAUGAUCCCAUUGUUGGAGUAUUUUCAGCUGUCUCCAUCAUCUGUUGUCUUCUGACUGGUUUCAUAUUGUGGAUAUUUAUACAUUACCAGGACACCCCCAUUGUUAAAGCCAAUAACAAAACUCUGAGCUAUCUUCUCCUGGUCUCCAUCAUGCUGAGCUUCCUCUGUGUCUUCUUGUUCCUCGGCCAUCCAGUAGAUGUGACCUGCAUGCUCCGUGUCACCUCUUUUGGUGUCAUCUUCUCAGUUGCCGUCUCUUCUCUACUUGCCAAAAGUAUCAUGGUGUGUAUCGCUUUUAAAGCCACCAAACCUGGGAGUCUCUGGAGGAAAUGGAUGGGAGCCAAACUUCCAAAUUCUAUCAUUUGUGUCUUCUCACUGGUCCAAGUCAUAAUCUGUGUCACUUGGUUGUCUAUUUCUCCCCCCUUCCAGGAUCGGGACACUCACUCUUAUCAGGGGAAGAUCAUCAUUCAGUGUAAUGAGGGUUCAGUUAUCGGCUUCUACUCUGUCCUGGGAUAUAUGGGGCUUCUGGCAGCUGUGAGUUUCAUUAUCGCUUUUUUAGCCAGGACAUUACCGGACAGUUUUAAUGAGGCCAAGUACAUCACCUUCAGCAUGCUGGUGUUCUGCAGUGUCUGGAUUGCCAUGAUCCCGGCCUAUCUGAGCACCAGAGGGAAAUACAUGGUGGCUGUGGAGGUUUUUGCUAUAAUGGCCUCAAGUUCUGGACUUCUUGGCUGUAUAUUUUCCCCAAAAUGUUACAUAAUUCUGAUUAGACCUGACCUGAAUAUAAAAGCAGUUAUCAGCUAAUAUAUAUGGAGCAACACUUAGUUUCCAGUAGUUAUAGCAUUAUCUCUAUCAUUGGUAAUUGUAAAAUGUUCCUACUAUAUUGAGAAUGAACACUGUUAAGUAUAAACAUUUAAUACUUACCUCUCCAAUGGAUGGAAAAUAAUUUUUUUGCUCUGCACACUGCUGGUAUCACACACUUUGGGUUUGUUGGAAACCUUGUCUCAUGCUGGGUUUAGUGGUUCCUCCCACCAGCCAUUACGUCACAGAAGAACAAUGUAGUCACUUAGUGAGGAGGAACCACAGUGACCAGAGGAGGACAAUCCAAAUCAUCCUGAAGUGUUCGAUACCAGAGACACCCAUCACUCUUCAAGAGAGGGAAAAUUUCACUCACCACCAUUCCAGAAGGUACAUUUUUAACAUGUGCUUUUAUAAGCUGCUUGUAGUGAAUUUUUUAGUUUUG
This is a messenger RNA of Rana temporaria (common frog), 1739 nucleotides long. RefSeq names its product vomeronasal type-2 receptor 26-like. Gene Ontology annotation, cellular component: membrane. The coding region runs from base 77 to 1300 and encodes 407 amino acids. NCBI's taxonomy places the organism in Eukaryota, Metazoa, Chordata, Amphibia, Anura, Ranidae. The record is from RefSeq and is a predicted model, not a curated record. Gene Ontology annotation, biological process: G protein-coupled receptor signaling pathway. The transcript has 3 exons. Gene Ontology annotation, molecular function: G protein-coupled receptor activity.